AGCGACAAUGUUGAAAAAAUCGUGCGAAUUAAUGAUGAGCGAAAGCACACACGAACCCGAAACCGAAUACUCUGGCUGUGCUGGCUUACUGCGAUUAACAUCAUUAAGUAGAUUGGUCCACUACCUAGCUGAAAGUAACUCUGUAAGAGCCGUCAGAAAGUCAAUGAGGAACCUUUUUGUUAUUGUUUCUCUUUCUCAUUGUCUUUCGGCUGAUAUUUUUUCGAUUUCGCGGCACUCUAACUCAGAUGAUCACCUUCUGUGAUGUGCAACCUGAUUUUCUAUACAUGUAAGCAUCUGUGUCUGUAGUAAAUACACGACCGAGGAAGCACCAGAGAAAUAAAUAGAAGAACAUGCCUAGCAGUCCUGUUUCCGGUGCGCGGUCGCGCGUAGUGGAGGAAUUGCCUAAACGAGGGCACCUCCAAAAGAAGCUUGAGGAGUAUAAGCAAGCCGUUUCUUCGUCAGUAUCAUCCGUCAGCGGGUCGCGGAAUACAGUCCCCGGGCCAGAGGAUAUACACUCAUCCAUAGCAGGAGAAAGCGUGGCAACAUCGCGGAGGGGCGGAGAGCAAGGUGGCGGUAGCAGCUCCUCAUCGUCGAAAAAUCGAUACACUUAUGAAUAAUGAGGCAGUUUUCCGAAUAGAUUCACAUCAUCAUGAAUAAUGAGACGAAAUUCAUCACGAGCCUAGAAUUUGGAUUUUCCUCUUCGCUUGCAAGAACGAAGUGAGUCUGGAGCGCGUCCGUAGUUUUUUGUCGUUCUUGCCCUUUAAUAGGACAAAGAACAGAUGAUGUUCCUGUUGCUGUCCCAGUUCGUCCAGGACGUCAAAGUUGCGUCUAACCUGAAGACAGUACUAGAAGAAAUUCGGCAAACAAUGGAAUGCCAACGAGUAGUGCAAACCCGUCCAAAGAGACGACCGGCAGUGCAAAAGACAAGCAGCAGAAAGCCUUCUGGCGCACGGCGCAUAGCUUUUCUGCCGUACAGGGCGAAGAAGACGACGCCAGUCAGCAGCGGCUGAGGCAGGCGGCCGAGGCACAUUCGAUAGCCGAUGGUGGCGGAGGAACGAGUGCAGCUUACGCAGGUGUAGAUUGGAAGAAAAUCCAUAAGUUUGAGGAAGAAGAAGAGAAAUUUUACGCAGAGCGGCAUAACUCUCUGGCGAAAUCGUCCAAGUUCGGUCUGCGGGAAAAGGAGGACGACGCGGAUAGUCUAGACAGUUCGCCGAAGUUCGCAGCGCCUGGGGAGAAGAACGACGACGAUCUGCUCUUUCAGGUUUGGCUUGAUAAAAGCUCACAACGAAUUCAUGUCGCGUGAUGGAUGCACUAAGAAUAUGUACUUAAACAAGUCGUGACGUUUUUCUACCUGGCCAUCUUCAUCUUCUUGCUUGAUCUUGUACUAGCCCUUUCAAAGAAUAAAUCCAGGUCGAAUUGUCCGACAACAUCAUCGAAAAUAGCGCGAAGUAUCAGGAGGAGCACAAGAGGAUAUUGGGUAAAGUAAACCGGCAGUGGGCACGAAAAUUCCGAGAUUUCCACAAAGAUAGUAUUUUUAGCAGAUAACAAUUUUUUUUUUAUUUGUCUUACUUUGCCUUUGACGAUUUUGAUCUUGUUAUAAAGAAUUUGAAUUUGAAUUAAUUUCGAUUAUGCUCAUUUUUAGAGAUACAUUUGGCCGGGGCGUUGGUUGAGCAUGUCGUUGAAAGCACUUACAAUACCUGCUCGGAUGCAUGUCGUUGCAAGUCAGCAAAACUGCUUAAUACGCAACCGAACUGCAUACCACAGCUGAUAUGCGACACUCCGCUCUUCUGGAGCAAAUUACGUGUCUUGAAAGCCUGAUCGAGACUACAGAAGAAUAUCGCUGCCGACGAGAGGAUAUGGUUGCCUUCAAAGACAAUGAAGUAUCAUUGGGCGACUAUAUUUAUCAUUCUGAUGAACAUGAUGAAUCUAAGAGAAGGACAAUGACUUGCUCCACCUCUAGAUGAAGGUUUUUUGCCCUCAUGAGCAAGAGUAACCAACGCUACCCCGAACAACAUGAAAAAUGAAAAAAAUGCAUAGGAGCCGAGAGAAGUACACCUUCCUAAUUACCUUCAAGCUGGACUUGUUUUCAUCACUCAGAUGCUGAAACUCGAAGGCGCAUACGAGGAGGCGCUGGAAAAAUUAGAACAGCAAAAACGUGUCUGUUCUGCGAUGCAUGUGGACGUGGAAAAAUGGCGGAUGCAAGCUGGUCAGGCGGAAGAAGCUUUUGACCAGAUCCAGAAGGAGCUCAAGAAAGACCAGCUCAGCAUGAAGAAAAAAAUGGAUCUCAAGUGUGACCACUUAAAAAAGACUGUGCGAGACUUGAAGGAACAAGUAGCCGUCCUGGAGGAAACGGUCACCGAGAGGAACGACGAGGUUUUAUUUCCUACUUGGUUGCAUAACACUUCUAGAUAGAUAUAACCUGCAUCGAGGAACUAAAACUAUAACGGAAAAUUCGUCGACGCGUCAACAUCAACAUCCUACUAAUUAUACCCAAAAAAUGAUGUUGAUUUUGUUCGAAGCCCCCACGUCCUACUUCGAAUAUCGAUAGCGCAUCUCACAACCCACCUUGUCUAGCUUUCGAAACUGCGACAAGCAGAGACGACGCUGAAAAAGGAGACCAUGUCUCUCCAAAAUGAGAAGGAAAUGGUUGAAAAAACUGCGAAGAACAUCGUCGAGGAAUGCGAAGCCAAGUACGGCGCACAGCUCGCAACGGGGAAGGUAACUUUCUUGAGGUUUGAUUUCUCUAGAUCAUGAAGAUGAAGCCGAGGAGAAUGUGCAGGACGGUCCUGGAUCAUUCGCCACCUUCUCUGUCCAGAAUUGAUUCUCUCCGUCUCACCUCCGUUGUCCGAUAUUUUUCUGGUAUUUUUUUUAGCGAAACCGAAGGACAACUUCUACUACUUAUUGAUUUUCAGACUGAGCUCGAAGUGAUAAAGGGUGAUAAUUACGAGAAAGCGAAGGAGAUAGCAGAGCUGCGGUUCCAAGUACAGAAACAGCAACAAGACAUGCUUCAUAUGCAACGUGAGUACGAACUGCAGAUGGAAAAUGCCCGCAUCAAAGGAGCUGUCGAGUCGGUAAAGCUGCAUCUGCACGUAAACCAACAGCAAAAUGACGACUACGAUAUUCAAGUGGCUGAGAUCAAUAGCCAACAGAACAGCCCAGCGAACAAAGCGGAAUCCUCGAUCGUCGGUGGAAUUAUGGCACCUGCGGCAGCUGAAAGUGGCGCUCCAGCGCCUCUCUCAAGAGCUAGUAGUCUUUCGAGUCGGGAUGGAGCGUCUAUGGCUGGUGCCACGGUCGUGCCGAGGCCUUCAGCGAGCAAGGGUACAACAACUUUUGACUUUGCUUUGCUCACGCGCUAGUAGUCAGAUGAGUACUGCCUCUUUUUUAUGGUUUCCGAGGAGCAAAGAACGAUAUUUAUAAGUAAACGAUGUCGAAGUCUUCAAAGCAAAAACUUCUUCAUAUUAGUUAUGUUUUUAGCUAGAAAGAACAAGAAGUUGGAGGCUCAUCUCGAUCUCGAGUGUGAUCAUUGGCACAACUAGUACAUUAUCGACUGCACGACAGCUUCGCAACCUGUUGCGCCGGUGUCGAACCGCUUCGCUCCAAAAGGCGAAACCGAUGCCACAAAACGCAAACCGGCCACGAACGCAUUCGCAGAGAUGUACGCUGCACAGAACUUCUCGACAUGA
Molecule: messenger RNA, 3683 nt
Organism: Amoebophrya sp. A25
Lineage: Eukaryota; Dinophyceae; Syndiniales; Amoebophryaceae
Source: the annotation of a GenBank genome assembly